AGGAGGGGCUUGAGCGUGCGCAGAAGCGUACCAGAGUAUGUAGAUGUUCGCGCAGACACGUGAUCAGUUGCGCCGCCUCGCGCCGUGUGAUUGACAGAGGCAAGAGCCAGUCGACAGUGUGCGGCGCGUCGGGACUCAGCGUACGUCACUCAUCAUGGCCCUUGUUUGUUGUGUCGUUUGUGUCAUCCAACAGGAUCCUACGAUUAAGUGAGAUUUGUCCCAAUACUCGGGCUUCGCGAUCGGCUUGUGUUAUCGUCUUCUCGGUCCGCGUUUGUGUGCGCUGCGCUCCGCGUGGAUAUUUGUGUGUGUGGCACCUGGAGGGAUAAAUAUCUGUUGAUUGUGUGUUCUCUCCUGAAGUUACCAGAAAGCGGGACAGUCCGCUUCUGGUAGAAAAGUCGGAAAAAUCCUCACCGCGAAGAAUCCAAUGGCGCAACCCAGGUACGAUGACGGUAUCCACUCAUACAUGGACACGCCGCCUGGGGCCAUGUACGACCCUCACGCUGGCCAUCGCCCAUUGCAGGCCAUGGCCCACCACUCGCCUCACAUGAACCAUGCCACCAUGCACCAGUUCCACCCUGCCACCAACCAUGUCGCCCCCGCUGCCAACCACGUCAUGGGCGCCGUACCCGACGUCCAUAAAAGGGAUAAGGACUCCAUUUACGGCCACCCUCUGUUCCCGUUGCUGGCCCUCAUCUUUGAGAAGUGUGAGCUGGCGACGUGUACGCCGAGAGAACCUGGAGUAGCGGGCGGCGACGUCUGCUCCUCCGAGUCCUUCAACGAGGACAUCGCCGUCUUCUCGAAACAAAUUCGCCAAGAGAAGCCCUACUACAUCGCUGACCCCGAGGUCGACUCUCUGAUGGUUCAAGCGAUACAGGUCCUCCGGUUUCACCUAUUAGAAUUAGAAAAAGUUCAUGAACUGUGUGACAACUUCUGCCACCGGUACAUCAGCUGCCUCAAAGGCAAGAUGCCCAUCGACCUGGUCAUAGACGAGAGAGAGUCGUCCAAGCCCAUGGGCGAGCUAGGAGGUUCGACGAACGGCAACGACGGCAGAAGUAACGCCGACUCCACCUCACACACCGACGGCGCGAGUACGCCAGACGUGGGGUUCCCUCUGAAAAGGCCGCCCUCGUCAUCGUUGUCCUACGGCGGUCACGGCAACGACGACGUCAGGUCCCCCGGCUCCGGAGGUACCCCGGGCCCGUUGUCCCAACAACCAGGCUCACAACAGUCCCUCGACCAUGGAGACCCAGGUAAAUGGUGUCCACGGAGAGAGUGGUCGUCGCCCGCCGACGCCCGUGCCGCCACCGAGGCUGCCAGGAGAGGCGUCCUCUAUUCCUCCGUCUUCCUCGGCAGUCCUGGAGAAUAUAACUCUUGCGAUGCGAGUAAUGCCAGUAUCGGCAGCGGCGAGGGCACGGGCGAGGAGGAUGACGACACAGGAGGCAAGAAGAACCAGAAGAAACGAGGAAUCUUCCCCAAGGUGGCGACCAACAUCCUCAGGGCGUGGCUGUUCCAGCACUUAACGCAUCCCUACCCCUCGGAAGACCAAAAGAAACAGUUAGCACAAGACACCGGGCUGACGAUACUACAAGUAAACAAUUGGUUCAUCAACGCUCGGCGGCGGAUAGUACAGCCAAUGAUCGACCAGAGCAAUCGAGCUGUGUUUUCUCCGCACGCAGGACCCAGUGGGGCGUACUCCCCGGACGGUGCGAUGGCGGGGUACAUGAUGGACGGUCAGGCGCAGAUGAUGCAUCGAGGACCUGGGGACCCUGCGUUCCACAACGAGUACCACUACCCGCCCCAGUACUACGGCCACCAUCUGUAGUCCACUCCUGGUGUCUCGCUCUAGUGCGGUGGUGCUUUUAACUGUGUGAUAUAAACUAAGUUGGACUUCCGCCCCUCAACCUCCUCGCCUUCUGGCGUCUCUCAUGAUCUCUUGUGGCCGCGACAGACUUACGAGUGAGCUAGUGCCAGUGCAAUCGACCGAGGACCUUUUAUAAAGUGUAAUCGAUUCUAGAAAUAAAUUAACGCGUUUUUAAUAAAAUGUUUCAAUAUGUGUUAUAAUAUUGUACAGUGUAGCAAUGUGUAAUAUACAUUAAGUUUGUAAUAAGUUGUGUGUAUUUUUGUUGAUUUUCUGAAUGUAUCGCCGUACCGUCUAGUGGGCGUCCAGGGUAGAACUGAUACGUGUCUAGCCAGUGUUCUUGUUGUUUAUUUUUUAUUAUUAAUCACUGUUUUCACGUACAGUACGCACUCUGAGAGCCCGAGGUCGUGUCCGCCGGUGCCGAUGUCGCCGCCCGCCGCAAGCAAGCAGUUACUAUUCCUUAUUAUUUUUUACCUCGAAUUUCGAAGCGAAUUUAGCCGCCACUCUUGCUUAUUCGCGCUGUGCGUGCUAUACGGAGAAACUAAAUCACCAAUUAAUUAUUACUGAGCAACAAUUGGUCUACUGAGUGAUAAUCGUGAUCACAUUCAGUACUGAGUAAAAUAAAUCGCGAUAUUCCAUACAAAUACAAAUAUCUCUAAAAGACACCAAUAUCUGAGAUUGGUCUUAUUCGAAAUGUUAAACAAUUUAUUAAAGUAGCGUUAUCAACAUUAAACGUUUAUAGGUCUAGUAAGUCAAUAUAACUUUGAAGCGUUAAAGAAUAAAUUUCUCAGUGGUUGUUAAACAAAAUGAUAUGCAAAUUUAAUGAAUUACAGUAAUUGUCAAUGAAUGUUCCUGUCAUGAGCAGUGGCGUGGCGGCUCCUGUGUGUGUGAAUGUUCUGAGUGUAUUCUAGUCGCGCGGCUCGGCGAGAUCGGCCCAGCGAACACAUCCUCGUUAUACAUAUGUAAUAUAUAUAUAGUACUGUAGAACCGUGUUAUAAGACUUCCGGGUGAGUGAUUGAGACGAAUGCGACCCCUUGUGUUCAAGUCCUUGCUUACAGUCUUGUUCCUUUAAGCCGUGCGAGGUUCCGAAUUUAAAUUAUUACUAUAGUUAAUUUAUUCCGGAACGCGAUAGAUUGUAUUUAUGUUUCCUUACGAUAGGGUUCGCUCAUGGCUCCGCAUCACCAUUAUGUUGUUAUCUAGGUUUACGGCCUGUUUAAGAUAGUUUUAUCGUUCGCGAUGUCACGAUUAGGUUGUUAACGCUCUCGGUUUUGUUACUAGUUUUUGUUCGGUCUUUGAAACACGUUCGGGGAACUGACCCGAUUGAAAUAGACUGUUAAUCGAAAAAUAUUAAUUUUGUUGAACGAAAAGAGCGAGUGUGUCUAUUUCGAAUUCGCCGUGCAGGUUAUUUUAGAACCCGUUCUUGUAAGGAAACUACCGAUGUAUACAAACCACUUCCAAAAAUAAUCUUAUUAUUAAAUUAGAACUAAUGUACUGUAUACUAUUUGAAAUUAAAUAUUUUUGAAAGAUUCUACAGUUACGCUUACGAUUCUAUACGGAGUAUACGAUGAUGCCUACAAACGGUGCUUCACCGACCACCGACCUUACUACACAGAUGAUAUACGUAAGGGGGCAGCCCCACUUUGAUACACAUGUAUACAACAUUGUUACUUUAGCUCAGGUCCGGGUUUUGUUUGGCUCAGAGAGUGUAUUAGGUACAUUCAUUAUAGAUUCGAUUGUAAAGAUAUAUUUUGUCACUUGUAAUAAUUAAUUCUAAGUUUACCUAAGUAUACCGAUUGCAAAUGUUUAGGAUAGUGGAGAAUUUACGCUGAAUAUAUUGUAUACCAGUUUAGUGAUUGUAAGAAAACGUUGAUAUGUUAUCACUGUGUGAAAUUUCAAUUAUAUUUCACGAAAAUGUCUUUCACUUUAGACACGAGCCAAGCAAAACUCGACUGAAAAUAUUUUUUUGGACUAUCGCUGCUUUUAUUCAAGUAUUCUGUGAUGCCAGUACAGACAAAUAUAUUUAUAAUUUUAAGAUGGUACUUUUACUACAGAUUUACGAUAUAAUAUGAUGUUUUACACUGAUUUCAAUCAUAGGCAUUACUUUUUGUAAAUCACCUGAAUAUAGUUAAAUCUGAAAAUUAUAUGUUUUAGUUACCCGUCCAUUUUAAUUGUAUUUUAAUCUAUAUUUUUACCUUAACGUAACAAAAACUCAAUUGUUUUCUUACCAUCUUUCUGUCAUUUUAAUCAGGCUAACAUUAAACAAAUAUCACUUAUGGACGGCUUGAAAUUGUUACCUUAAUUUGUAACAAAGAAUUAUGUUUUUAAAAUUCUCCUUGCACUGCAAUAAACUGUAAAACGUUGUUUGUAAAGCGAACCUCAACUCUGGAAGUACCGAACAGCCACUCCUUAUUGUUUAUUAGUUGACGUUUAUAUAAAUAUUUUAUAGUUUUAUGAUCAGGAAUCACUUUGUUAUUGUCGAUAUGUUUAUUUGAGAGUUCGCUGGUUGAUAUAGCCAGAGUUGUUGUUCGCUAUCCAGAGCAAUAAUUCCAACUCCCAUCACCCAGAAUACCAGGGAGCUCUCCCGCCUUAACUCGUAUACGGUAAUUUCCCAACGAAAUGGAUUAUUUAUUUGCCUGAACCAAUUUGUGCUUGUGAAUUUGAACUGUUUAAAUGGUUAAGUAUUUGGUCCUUGUAAAUCUGAUACCACUUUUUGAAACGUGAGCAUUAAAUGCUAAAUAUCUUGUGUACAA
This is a messenger RNA of Macrosteles quadrilineatus (aster leafhopper), 4608 nucleotides long. It is a transcript of the gene hth, whose product is annotated as homeobox protein homothorax. The record is from RefSeq and is a predicted model, not a curated record. Gene Ontology annotation, molecular function: DNA-binding transcription activator activity, RNA polymerase II-specific; RNA polymerase II cis-regulatory region sequence-specific DNA binding. The transcript is spliced from 14 exons. Lineage: Eukaryota; Metazoa; Arthropoda; Insecta; Hemiptera; Cicadellidae. Bases 425 to 1822 code for a protein of 465 amino acids. Gene Ontology annotation, biological process: animal organ morphogenesis; positive regulation of transcription by RNA polymerase II; positive regulation of cell population proliferation.